Molecule: messenger RNA, 898 nt
Organism: Scomber japonicus (chub mackerel)
Lineage: Eukaryota; Metazoa; Chordata; Actinopteri; Scombriformes; Scombridae
Gene: phlda2
Product: pleckstrin homology-like domain, family A, member 2
Exons: 2
Coding region: 96-512 (138 amino acids)
Biological process (GO): positive regulation of apoptotic process
Molecular function (GO): phosphatidylinositol phosphate binding
Source: RefSeq, a predicted model, not a curated record
UGGUUCAUUCACAACGCCACUCUGGAUUACCACAGCCUCUGUAGAGAAGCUCCUCGGUCGACACAGGGGGUUCACAAACCUGCCCGACAUAAACAAUGAAAAUGUCAGCGGCGGAGAUCAGCCAGAUCCUCAAGGAGGGAGAGCUGGAGAAGAGGAGCGACAACCUGCUCCAGUUCUGGAAGAGGAAGACGUGCGUCCUGACCACGGAUAGCCUCAACAUUUACGCCGACACACAGAAGCGCACCAAGGGCAAGGAGCUCAAGCUUCAGUCCAUCAAGAAAGUGGACUGUGUGGAGCGCACCGGCAAAUUCGUCUAUUUCACUAUCGUAACCACAGACAAUAAGGAGAUUGAUUUCCGGUGCCCUGGGGAAGAUAACUGCUGGAACGCAGUGAUCACCAUGGCCCUGAUUGAUUACCAGAACAGAAAGGCCAUCCAGGACUUUAAAACACGGCAGGACAAUGAGAGCGCGUCACCCGGACAGCAGGAGAGGCGCAUGGCGAGGGCGCCCUGAGCCGCUUUGAGCAAUCUGGCAGUUAAACCACUCCUAAUAUGUGUCAAUGUGGACCAUACAGACAUAAUACGAGGACCAAAAGGAAGACGAGGUCAUCCGGUCCAGAGAUGAAGGAUUGUUCGGGGACUGAGCUCUCGGAAAGACUGACAGUGGAUCCUGGACGACAUCUAAAACGACAGACUGAGAUUUUGAGAAGCACCACACGCAGGACUGAACCCUUGAAUUGGCGAAAACUAUUUCAAGUUUGCGCUCCUAGGAGAAUUGACUCCUUAAACCAUGUUGCAACAUUUUGUUAAUUUAUUUGUUUCCAGAAUAUGAUGUUACUGGCAAACAGCUUGUAUUGUUUAAAUUAUUUACUAUUUCAACGUGUGUUAAGUGUGUAUUUA